CAGUCUGGGCAGUCGCUUGUAUAAUGGAGUUGAGGUGAGAAUGGCUCUUUCUCAAUCAAAAUCUACCAAAAUGGGAAAGUCAAGGUUAUUCCGCAUUUUCAUGAUUGUGGGUGCCGUCUUCAUGAUCCUUCUUAUAAUCAUAUACUGGGAUGAUGUGGGGGCCUCUAAUUUUUACUUGCACACUACCAUCUCCGGACCCCAUCCGUCACGCCUCUCUCCACAGGGCCGUCGUGGGCCUGAAAAGAAAGUAGAGGAAGACAAGGAGAGCUCGUUCUUGACGGACAUAGAUGCAUUUGUCAACCAGUUUCUAGAAGGAACCGCAGACCCUACAGAACAGGUGCGAGGAGAACCCCCUCCUGGAGACCCUCACAAUCAGUCCUCUGAGAAAUCAGAUGAGAAAUUUGUCCCGAGACGGGAGUGGAAGAUCCAUCUGUCCCCCAUUGAUCCUGAGAAAAAGCAAAAGCAGGAAAAUAGAAAGCAGCUGAUCCAGGAUGUGUGCGGCAACAAAAGUGUCUUUGACUUCCCCGGAAAGAACAGAACUUUUGACGACAUUCCCAAUAAAGAGUUGGAUCACCUCAUUGUGGACGACAGGCAUGGGAUUAUCUACUGUUACGUUCCCAAGGUGGCCUGCACAAACUGGAAGCGCAUUAUGAUCGUGCUGAGUGAGAGCCUGCUAGUGGAUGGUGUGCCCUACCAAGACCCUCUAGAUGUUCCUCAGGAGCUCAUCCACAACAGUAGCCUGCACUUCACCUUCAACAAGUUCUGGAAGCGCUAUGGAAAGUUCUCACGGCACCUCAUGAAAAUCAAGCUCAAGAAAUACACCAAGUUUUUGUUUGUGCGGGACCCUUUUGUACGACUGAUUUCUGCCUAUCGCAACAAAUUCGAACAAGAGAACGAAGACUUCUACAAGAGAUUCGCUCUUGUCAUGCUAAAAAAAUACAGCAAUUACACCGAUCCACCGGCAUCAGUAGUGGACGCCUUUGCCGCAGGAAUUCGACCGUCUUUCUCAAAUUUCGUUCAGUAUUUAUUGGAUCCUAGCACUGAGAAAGAGAUGCCUUUCAACGAGCACUGGAGACAAAUGUACCGUUUGUGCCAUCCCUGCCAGAUAAAUUAUGAUUUCGUGGGGAAGCUGGAGACUUUGGAUGAGGACGCUGAGCACUUGUUGCGUAUUCUCCGCGUAGACAAUAUCGUCGAGUUCCCAGAAAGCCAUCGCAACCGAACGGUCAGCAGUUGGGAGCAGGACUGGUUCGCCAACAUACCUUUAGAAACCAGAAAAGAGCUGUACAGGCUCUAUGAAGCUGACUUUAAACUGUUUGGAUAUUCCAAACCAGAGAAGCUUUUACAUGAGUAAUGCAUUGAUCAUCAACUUUAUCAGG
This is a messenger RNA of Danio rerio (zebrafish), 1376 nucleotides long. It is a transcript of the gene chst12a, whose product is annotated as carbohydrate (chondroitin 4) sulfotransferase 12a. Gene Ontology annotation, biological process: carbohydrate biosynthetic process. Gene Ontology annotation, molecular function: sulfotransferase activity. Gene Ontology annotation, cellular component: Golgi membrane; membrane. The record is from RefSeq and is marked validated. Lineage: Eukaryota; Metazoa; Chordata; Actinopteri; Cypriniformes; Danionidae.